CAAUCUAUUGAUGAGUUGAACGGGAGUACAUCUUCAUUCUGUAUAUGCGACUUCCAUGCUCGUGCAUACAAUUCCAUCGUCUUCGUUGUCUUCAAUCGGAGUUAAGACUUACAGCAAUGCGCUGCCGUCACAAAGAAAUGGUAGUCGAGGAAGAGGCGGCUAUUGUAUUGUUUUCGCAGCCUCACCUUCUUCAACCAAAGAUGUGUGGAGAAGAAGAAGCACCUUCCGUGAAACGACGCAGCUUCAUCGCCGAAGAGAGCAAGUAGCGUACUUAGACCACAGCGUCGACAUGGACGAGCUCCUGUUGUCAAUCGGCCAGACUACGAAUGAGCAAGAACUGUACGCUCUGAUGUCGCCGUACAAAGGUCGGCAACUUUCCAUUCGGUUCAUGGUGACCCUUCUCUCUUGCGAACCGGACUGGCAACGAUCGCUUGCUCUGCUCGAUUGGAUCAAUGAGGUGGCUUUGUAUACGCCGUCUGUGUUCGCUUACAACGUCGUUAUACGUAACGUGCUCCGGGCGAAGCAAUGGCAGACUGCACACGGCCUGUUCGAGGAAAUGCGGCAACGAGCGCUUUCGGCGGAUAGGUACACGUAUUCGACUCUUAUAACGCAUUUUGGUAAAGCGGGUAUGUUUGACGAUGCCUUAUCGUGGCUUCAGAAAAUGGAGCAAGACCGUGUGACUGGCGAUCUCGUUUUGUAUAGCAAUCUGAUCGAGUUGUCUCGUAAACUAGGUGAUUACUCCAAGGCGAUAUCGAUAUUUUCGAGGUUGAAGCGGUCUGGCAUUUUGCCUGACCUGGUUGCUUACAAUUCAAUGAUUAAUGUGUUCGGGAAGGCUAAGCUUUUCCGGGAAGCACGUUUGCUUCUUCAGGAAAUGAGAUCAGCGGGUGUUGUUCCUGACACUGUGAGCUAUUCAACGCUUCUGAGCAUGUAUGUUGAGAACCAAAAGUUUGUUGAGGCAUUGUCUGUGUUCUCGGAGAUGAAGGCAGCUAAGUGCCUGGUUGAUCUUACUACGUGCAACAUUAUGAUUGAUGUGUAUGGGCAGCUUGAUAUGGCCAAGGAAGCUGACAGGCUUUUCUGGAGCUUGAGGAAGAUGGGAAUUGAACCAAAUGUUGUUAGCUACAAUACGCUUUUGCAUGUGUACGGUGAGGCUGAGCUCUUCGGGGAAGCCAUACAUCUGUUUAGGUUGAUGCAGAGGAAAGACAUUGAGCAAAAUGUCGUUACUUAUAACACCAUGAUUAAGAUUUAUGGGAAAUCUCUUGAGCAUGAAAAGGCGAAUAAUCUUAUUCAGGAGAUGCAGAGCAGAGGGAUUGAACCCAAUGCCAUUACAUACUCAACCAUAAUAUCUAUAUGGGGUAAGACAAGGAAAUUGGAUCGAGCAGCCAUACUGUUUCAGAAGCUUAGGACUUCUGGGAUUGAGAUUGAUCAGGUCCUAUAUCAGACUAUGAUUGUGGCUUAUGAGAGGGCAGGCUUGGUUGCACACGCUAAGCGCCUGCUCCACGAGCUUAAGCGCCCAGAUAGCAUGCCCAGGGAGACUGCUAUAACAAUUCUUGCUGGAGCUGGGCGUAUAGAAGAGGCUACAUGGGUAUUUAGACAGGCUUUUGAUGCCGGGGAAGUUAAGGACAUAUCCGUAUUCGGCUGUAUGAUAGACCUUUACUCAAGAAAUAGAAAGCACACGAAUGUCAUCGAGGUUUUUGACAAGAUGAGAGGGGCAGGCUAUUUUCCUGAUUCCAACACUAUUGCUCUUGUCCUGAAUGCUUAUGGGAAGUCGCGGGAAUUUGAGAAGGCGGAUGCUGUCUAUAGCGAGAUGCAGGAAGAGGGUUGUGUUUUCCCAGAUGAAGUUCACUUCCAGAUGCUGAGUCUCUACGGCGCAAGGGGGGCCUUUGACAUGGUGGACUCCUUGUUUGAAAAGCUCAACUCUGAACCUAAUGUGAACAAGAAAGAGCUGCAUCUUGUUGUUGCAAGCAUUUAUGAAAGAGCCAACAGACUCAAUGAUGCAUCUCGAAUAAUCAAUCAGAUGGGUGAUUUUGGUGCUUUGGUUUCAUGAUUGUAUUAGGAAGUCUAAAUCUUAUGAAAGGAUGGAGGGAGGAACUCUCAAACUGCUGUAAAUUUCAAUUCUUUUCAGGCUGAUAUCUCUGCAGAUACUGUAUUUAGUGAUGCUUUUUACACACUGUUCAUUGUCAGCUCCGAUUGCUUAGAUUAAUGUUGUUUUUCCCUUACGUUCAACUUAUUUUAGACAUGUAAAUUUCAACUUAUUUUACCCUAAUCCUUAGAAUUUAAAUUUAUUUAUGAGCAUAAUAAUUUUUUGAG
Molecule: messenger RNA, 2307 nt
Organism: Diospyros lotus (date-plum)
Lineage: Eukaryota; Viridiplantae; Streptophyta; Magnoliopsida; Ericales; Ebenaceae
Product: pentatricopeptide repeat-containing protein At5g39980, chloroplastic
Exons: 1
Coding region: 56-2044 (662 amino acids)
Molecular function (GO): protein binding
Source: RefSeq, a predicted model, not a curated record